CGCCCGGCCUCUUCCGCCACAAGUGCGGCCCGCGUUCCCGCCCCGUCCCGUGAAUGGUCGGCCGGCCUCACGUCUAAAAAGCGUUUAGGUGCCUGCGACCGAGCCUCCGGAGAAAGGCAAGCACGUCUCAGCCAAUGAGGUGAUAGAAAUGCAAAGCAGCGACCAACGACUAGCUGGGAUGGGCUGGCCCGGCCGACGAAUCACGAGGUCUCGCACCCGGAUAUGGUUGCUGGGCUCGGAAAUCUAGCUCGGGAAAAGCGUGAGGAACUCUUCACGUGGGACAAGGACAGCAGGCGCGGAGGAGGGGGCGAGCGUGUGUGAGAUUCAGUGGCCCGUGCGUUUGUCGUGUAAGGGUCAUCCAGGGGGGAACAAAUCAAUGUGGCUGUUUUUCCGUGGAAAGAAUUGCCACUGCAGUGUCCCGGAGCCUGCGUGUGGUGGGCAAGCUCCUCAGAUGGUAUCUCACAGGGAGUAGGGGAGUCUUGAAAACGCAGCUCCGGCGGUAGGAACAUGAACCUCUUACCUAAAAGUUCCAAGGAGUUUGGCUCCGUUGACUACUGGGAGAAGUUCUUCCAGCAGCGAGGAAAGAAAGCUUUCGAGUGGUAUGGAACCUACCUGGAACUGUGCGGGGUGCUACACAAAUACAUCAAGCCCAGGGAAAAGGUGCUGGUGAUUGGGUGUGGCAACUCAGAACUGAGUGAGCAACUGUAUGAUGUGGGCUAUCGGGAUAUAGUGAACAUCGACAUCAGUGAGGUUGUCAUCAAGCAAAUGAAGGAAUGCAAUGCCACCCGACGGCCCCAGAUGAGCUUCUUGAAGAUGGACAUGACACAGAUGGAGUUUCCUGAUGCCUCGUUCCAGGUGGUGUUGGACAAGGGCACCCUGGAUGCUGUCCUGACAGAUGAGGAAGAGAAGACCCUGCAACAGGUGGACAGGAUGCUGGCUGAGGUUGGCCGUGUCCUGCAGGUGGGCGGUCGCUAUCUCUGCAUCUCCCUGGCUCAGGCUCACGUCCUGAAGAAAGCAGUGGGCCACUUCUCCCGGGAGGGGUGGAUGGUGAGGGUGCACCAAGUGGCCAACAGCCAGGACCAGGUGUUGGAAGCAGAGCCUCAGUUCUCCUUGCCUGUCUUUGCCUUCAUCAUGACCAAGUUCAGGCCAGUCCCUGGCUCUGCCCUUCAGAUCUUUGAGCUGUGUGCUCAGGAGCAGGGCAAGCCUGUGCGGCUGGAGAGUGCCGAGCGGUUGGCCGAGGCGGUGCGGGAACGGCAGCAGUAUGCCUGGCUGUGCAGCCAGCUGCGCCGCAAGGCCAAGCUGGGGAGUGUGUCUCUGGACUUGUGCGAUGGGGACACGGGGGAGCCACGCUACACCCUCCACGUGGUGGACAGCCCCACUGUGAAACCAUCGCGGGACAAUCAUUUUGCGAUUUUCAUCAUCCCCCAGGGCCGGGAGACUGAGUGGCUCUUUGGCAUGGAUGAGGGCAGGAAACAGCUGGCGGCCAGUGCUGGCUUCAGGAGGCUGAUUACAGUGGCCCUUCACCGAGGUCAGCAGUAUGAAAGCAUGGACCACAUCCAAGCUGAGCUGUCGGCUAGAGUCAUGGAGCUGGCCCCAGCUGGGAUGCCCGCCCAGCAGCAGGUGCCCUUUCUGUCUGUGGGUGGGGACAUUGGGGUCCGGACCGUUCAGCACCAAGACUGCAGUGCCUUGAGCGGUAACUAUGUCAUCGAGGAUGUGCAAGGGGAUGACAAGCGAUACUUCCGGCGACUGAUUUUCCUUAGCAACAGGAAUGUGGUGCAGUCAGAAGCCAGGUUGCUGAAGGAUGUGUCUUACAAAGCCCAGAAGAAGCGGAAAAAGGACAGGAAGAAGCAGCGGCCUGCUGAUGCGGAGGACCUCCCUGCAGCCCCGGGGCAGUCCAUUGAUAAGAGUUACCUGUGUUGUGAACACCACAAAGCCAUGAUCGCUGGCCUUGCCCUGCUGAGAAACCCAGAGCUACUCCUAGAGAUGCCACUGGCAUUGUUGGUGGUAGGCCUGGGCGGAGGCAGCCUCCCUCUCUUUGUCCACGAUCAUUUCCCAAAGUCCUGCAUCGAUGCUGUGGAGAUCGACCCCUCCAUGUUGGAAGUGGCCACGCAGUGGUUUGGCUUCUCCCAGAGUGACCGAAUGAAGGUCCACAUUGCAGACGGCCUGGACUAUAUCGCCAGCCUGGCAGGAGGAGGAGAAGCACGGCCUUGCUACGAUGUCAUAAUGUUUGAUGUUGACAGUAAGGACCCAACACUGGGAAUGAGUUGUCCACCCCCAGCAUUUGUGGAGCAAUCUUUUCUACAGAAUGUUAAAAGCAUCUUGACUCCUGAAGGUCAAUAAAGACAGACUUCUACUUGACCUAUUGUUCUCUUGCUUCACCUGGUAGCCUGUGCCCUCUGCUCUUCCACCGUCACCUGUUUUCCUUGCCACGCACAUGGAGACAGCACCAUUUUCUCCAAUGGUGGAAGCCUGUAUAAGGCAGAGAUCCUUUUACCCCUACAUCCCUGAUUUUAGAAGUAAUGGCAGGAAAUACAGCAAUGGAAUAAUGCUAGUAAGACGUGAAGCUAGCGGCACAUAAGAAGAAAAAAUAUGUAACAACGUACCUCUGGGCCUGAGCUGGCAUGUCUUCAAGUUUUCUGCCAAGAUGUAAGUCAUUUUUAUCAUAGUAGUAAAUUGGUAGAUAAAUGCUAGUAGAAGUAAAAUUUGAUUGAAAUAAUGGAUUUUUUUUUUUGGAAACCUACCUGUAGUGGGUUGAAUAGUGGCUCUAAAAAGAAAUAUCCAAGCGUUAAACCCCAGAACCUAUAAAUGUGAGCUUAUUUGGAAAAAGGGCCUUUGCAGAUGUAAUUAAGUUAACAAUCUCAAGCUGAGAUUAUGUUGGAUUAGCGUGGACCUUAAAUCCAAUGAUAAGGACUUAGAAUGGAAGGGGAAACGAGACAAGGGAGACACAGGAGAAGGACAUACGAAGACAGAGGUAGACUGGGGAGACAUCCCCGCAAGCCAAAGAAUGACAGGGAUUGCUAGCAGCUACCAGAAGCUAGGAAAGAGGCAAGGAAUGAUUCUCAGAGCCUCCAGAGGGACCCACCUGCUGACACUUUGCAGACUUCUGGCCUUUACAGUUGUGAGAGAAUAAAUGUCAAUUGGCUUAAGCCAUCAAGUUUGUGGUAAUUUGUUUCAGCAGCCUUGGGGAAUGAAUAUAUAGCCUAAAAGGGCUUUGUGCCACCCCACAGAACCAUUAAUGCUAGUCUCAUUAAUGACUGCUGGUUUAGCUCUGAAAUGCAAACAUCAGCAGUCACUUGGUAAAUGGAAUAUAUUCCCCUCCCACCUUCACACUAGCCCACACCUUAGCUCCUUGCCCUUUGAGUGAAUGGCAGUGGUAUGAGGAGUUUGGCCUCCCAAAGUGCAUGGGCUCCGGGCCACAUGCUACCCCAGAUAUGUUUAGCCUUCACCAGACAUUUUAAAUAAAAUCAAUAGAUUAGAAAAUCAUUUUAUACAAAAUCUUUAAAAUUUCUGGAUUCUUUUGAGAAUUUAGAAGUUCCUGUGAUGACAGGCCCAUGUUCAUGCUUGGCUGGAACUGGCAGGCAUCUGUGCCUUGUGGAUGGGUGGUGUUUACCAUAGUCCUCACUGCUUUCUGUGUCUUUCCUGCAUUUAUGUUACAUGCCUGGUCCUGCAGGCAUUUUAGUUUGUAGCUCCUUCAAAUGUGGCAGGAUAGGUAGGCUGGGAGACACAAUCCCUUCUUUAGAAUAUGGGGAAAGGAGUCCCUGGUUUUGUAGGCAGUAGUUCUGGGUGUUUUUUUGUUAUAUAGCAGCACAGCUUAGAAGGUGGUUUCAAAAUCUGGUUGCACAACAAAACCAUCUGGGGUCCAUUUCCUAUGUACUGAUUCUGGACCAUAUAUCCCAGACCUACUAUGUCAGAAUCUUGGGGGUG
This is a messenger RNA of Chlorocebus sabaeus (green monkey), 3924 nucleotides long. It is a transcript of the gene METTL13, whose product is annotated as methyltransferase 13, eEF1A N-terminus and K55. The record is from RefSeq and is a predicted model, not a curated record. Lineage: Eukaryota; Metazoa; Chordata; Mammalia; Primates; Cercopithecidae.